UCAAGGUUGAGUCACAUGCUUUACAGUCAGAGUAGUGUGAAAGCUCUGACACAGAGCACAGGAGCUAAACAGACUCUCAGUGACAGGUUUUUCUUACAAAAAAAAAAGAAGAAUGUAAAUGAAAGAACCCUGAGGAGGCUACAGGAGUACAGGAGGAAGGUGUGCAACAAGUUGGAAAACCAGGUGGUCAGAAUGAACUAUGUAGGUCAGUUGUUGGGGACAGUCAGGAAGCUGUAUAAAGGCCUAAAUCAGGCUACUCUUUCAGGCUGUAUCGAUGUGGUGGUUGUGAAGCAGCUUGAUGGAUCUUUCCAGUGCUCACCAUUCCAUGUCCGCUUUGGCAAGCUGGGAGUUCUGCACUCCAGAGAGAAAGUGAUUGACAUUGAGGUUAAUGGGUCUCCAGUAAAUCUGCAUAUGAAACUGGGUGAUAACGGGGAGGCUUUCUUCGUCCAGGAGACCCAGGACACUGAUGAAUUGGUCCCUGACCAUCUGGUUACAUCACCGAUCCCAACUGAGGAACCAGUAUUCUGGAGCCAUGACUCUCACAUGUGUGAAUCAUGCUAUGAGACAGGAGUAAUAGAGGAUGGAGGGGGUGCUAUGAUGAAAAAGAAGAAAAGAAGAAAGCGAAAACACAAAACAACUGAGCAGAGGAGAGAACAGGCAGAGAUGCCAUCAAUCAGGGAUUCAGCUGAACUCAGACAGCAACUUACUUCUCACUACAUUGAUAACUACCCACUGUCUGAUGGUGAUUGGGCUCCAGACAGUAGGAGUGUUUCAGAGCCCAGCUCUCCAAAGAGUGAUUCAGAACUGGCAAUAAGGUCAUCCAACAAUGUCAACCACCAUGACAACCAUAUGCAGUGGACUUGGGGAGAACUUCCAGAAACCACCAAGUCAAGUAGUAGAGAAUGGAUGGAGUCUUUGAAGACAGUCAGCAUUACGCCAAAUGACAGUACUCACUUUCGGGUCAUCGACAACAUAAAAGCCUGGGCAACAGAAAUAGAGCACAGAGGAGAAUCUGUCCAAGCAAUCAUCAAACCUCAGCCUGAACCACCCACCACCAAACAAGAACCUCAGCCACAAUCCACAAUAAGCCAAGCAGACGUUAAAAUACCUAAACAAACACCUUUUCCAGAUAGAUCAGAGAAUCACGCUGAACCUAACUGUGAUCCACAAACACAAGUAAACGAGUCUUGUACCUGCAAUUCACAAACUCAUGUGCAACACAUAGUGUGUCAGACAUGUAGACGGGACCAAAACACGCCCACGUCUGAACAAUGUACCUUAAAGUCUGAUUCCUCAGGGUCAAACCAUGAUUCUGUUAAUUCACUUGGGGGAGGCCUGCUUCCUGUUUGUGUGCUUCAGACUGCUGCUGUUCAUCCCUUGGGUGACAAAACAGAUCCAAGCUGCAAAAGGAAAGUAGUGAGAAAAAGGAGUCAGCAUCAAGGUCCAGAAGAUAUCUACCUGGAUGACCUCACAACACUAGAGCCACAUGUUGCAGCUCGCUACUUCCCCAGAAGUGAGUCAUCGGAGCAGUGGCAGCAAGGGUGUAUUCGAUCUGGUUCUCCUCAGUCAGUGGGCAGCGCAGCGGCAGACAGCGGGACAGAAUGUCUGUCUGACUCCACACUGGAGCUGCCACCUGUAUCGCUGUCUCUCUGCGGAGGCAUUGGAGACAGUGAUUAUGUUAAUAAGGAGAAGUUUUUUAAACAUAUAGUCACCUACCAGCAGUUUGUUGACAACCCAGGCAUCAUUGACAACCCAAACCUGGUUGUAAGAAUUGACAACAGAUACUAUAAUUGGACUCUGGCUGCUCCACUUGUUCUCUGUAUGCAGGCUUUUCAGAAAACCCUGCCCAAGGCAGCUGAGGAUGCCUGGGUGAAACAGAAGAUGCCGAAAAAAAAAACCCGCUGGUGGUUCUGGAGGAAGAACAUUGUACAACAGUCCGAGAUCAAACAACCAGCAUGCAAUGCAUUUCGUGGAACCCAGCACCAUUACCAUGACAGUCCUGAUUCACAGCAGAUGGCAUGUGCAGACUCAUCCACUGAUGAAGACUCUAAAGAGCUGAACACAACUGCGUUUGCUGGGUCCGUCCAAGCAGCAGGCCACACACACACGCACUCUUACAAGAAAUCAUUACGGCUUUCAUCCGAUCAGAUAGCGAGUCUGGGCCUUAAGGAGGGGCCGAAUGAUGUGGUGUUCAGUAUCACGACGCAGUACCAGGGCACAUGUCGCUGUGAGGGCACCAUCUAUCUGUGGCAUUGGAAUGACAAGAUUGUCAUCUCCGACAUCGACGGCACCAUCACUAAGUCUGACGUAUUAGGGCAUUUCCUUCCACAGUUUGGAAAAGACUGGACACAUCAGGGCAUUGCCAAGCUCUACCACACUAUACAUGAGAAUGGCUAUAAGUUUUUAUACUGUUCAGCACGUGCGAUUGGGAUGGCUGGUAUUACUAGAGGAUAUUUGCAGGGGGUUAAUGAUAGCGGCACCAUUUUACCACGAGGACCUCUGAUGCUUUCACCCAGCAGUCUGCUUUCAGCUUUCCACAGGGAGCUGAUCGAGAAGAAACCGGAGAAGUUUAAGAUCGAGUGCUUAACUGACAUCAGAAAUCUGUUCCCUUUGAACACUCAGCCGUUUUAUGCAGCCUUCGGCAACCGCAGCAAUGAUGUGUUCGCCUACAAGCAUGUGCAAGUUCCUGCAUGCCACAUAUUCACAGUGAACCCCAAAGGGGAGGUCAUUCAAGAGCUGACCAAAGGCAACAAGACAUCGUAUAGUCGCCUCAAUGAGCUUGUAGAUCAUGUUUUCCCUCUGGUCGCCAAAGAACAAAGUGCUGCCCUGAAUUUUCCUGACUUCAGUUCAUUCUGCUACUGGAGGCAGCCUGUCGCUGAGAUCAGUCAGGAAGACAUCCUGUUACUUUGAUUGAUGGAGACUGGAAUAGAUUUUGGAAACAGUUACUGUUUGUAAGGAUUCAACCAUAAAUAAAAAAAAAAAGGUUAUGAAUAUAAUUAAAUGUAACAAAGAGCUCUUCUUCAAAGAGCACAAAAAACUCAUUUUAAGCUUGAUUUUAGAUGUGAAGUUUGAUAUUUUAGAAACUGUAAUAAUGCCUUGAAACAGGUUUAGAACAUGUAUUUGAGGAUUUGACAAAUUAAUCUAUAAUAAAAAAAAUAUUUUUUAAUAUAAAUGUUUACAGCAUGUAUGGCACUUUAAAGGUAAAAGCCUUGAAGUCUGUAAAUGUGAUCUUAGUUCAAUCCUAAAAUCUGAAUAGUGUCAGCGUGGGUUUAUUCUGGGUUCCCUGGUGUCUUUCCUCCUCCAAAGAACAUGCCGGACUCAAGUACACACACAAAAAAGUACACAUACCGUUCACUCAAGCAGAAGUACAAAUACUAAUUGUUUUAAAAGACUCUGGUAAAAGAUAAAGCUCUGACUACAUUUUUAUACUCAAGUUAAAGUAAAGAAGUUUGGACUCUGACAUGAACUUAAGUAAACAGUAGCCAUUACUGCUACCUGUUUUAGCGUCACACUGGUAACAGUAUUAAUACAAAACGAAUAUCAAAUUUUGUUAUCUUAUGAAUGAAUCCAGGCUAAACCACCACCAUAUAGAACACAAGCAGAGAGAAGAUGAUGAUGAUCAGGUGAUCAGGAAUGUGUCUGUUCUCAGUCAUGUUUACAUCACUGACUCCCUCUGUCUCAUUCACGUCAGCCCCAUAAUUCUUGUUGCCUUCAGCCCUGCUCAUUUUUAGUUUUGUAAACUAGUCCACAUCUGUGGUGUGUGAUAACCAGGAAAUGAUACAACAGUGGUAGAUUGAAAAACCCCACAAUGACAGGAAAUCGGUUGAUGGGCUGAAAACGGCACACAAUGAGAAGAAAAAAUAUUGACGUCACCAAAUAUUGAAAGUAAAACUCAAGUAAUGAGUCUGGUUUGAAAAUGUAAGAAAUAGAAAGUACAGAUAUUUGUGUAAAAGAUUUGAGUGAAAGUAAAAAGUUGUAAAAAAAAUAAAUAAAUAAAUGGUAAAGUACUGAAACCAGACAAAUUUACUUAAGUACAGUAACAAAGUAUUUGUACUUGGUUACUUCCCACCUCUUUCUGGACCUCAAGAGUGUUCUGGGACAAGCGUAAAGUAGCUACUAAAACUGAAUGUAUUUAAAGGCAGCUUUGGGGAUAAAUGUUCAUGUAAAUAGCUGUAUUUAGUUGUAUAGUAGGUCUUAUUUGUAUAUAAAUUAGUUUUUUUGUCAAGUUUCAUGUUUCCAUGCUGUUUAAGUUCUGUGUGUAAUUUUUUUUUUAUGUUAAGUCAGAGUUCUAAAUAACAGUUUCUGACUUACUGUAGGACUGGAAUUUUAAUGUGUAAAUAUAUAUUUAUUAGACCAAAAAAAAGAAAAAAAAAAAAACCAAACUAUAAAAUGCUUAAUUUGCAAUAGGAGGUUUUUUGGACAGUUUCUUGUGCUUGAUAAAAGUUGGAUAUUUUACAAUGUGCUCUCAUUUAUAGUAACAUGAAAACUGUCAAAUUCCUAUAAAUGACACCACAGUUAAAAAAUAAAUUAAAGUUAAUUUAUAUUUGUAUUUGGUUUUACUAUUGCAAUAAAU
Messenger RNA from Silurus meridionalis, 4573 nucleotides. RefSeq names its product phosphatidate phosphatase LPIN2-like. Gene Ontology annotation, molecular function: transcription coactivator activity; phosphatidate phosphatase activity. The coding region runs from base 16 to 2910 and encodes 964 amino acids. Gene Ontology annotation, biological process: cellular response to insulin stimulus; positive regulation of transcription by RNA polymerase II; triglyceride biosynthetic process. NCBI's taxonomy places the organism in Eukaryota, Metazoa, Chordata, Actinopteri, Siluriformes, Siluridae. Gene Ontology annotation, cellular component: cytosol; endoplasmic reticulum membrane; nucleus. The record is from RefSeq and is a predicted model, not a curated record. The transcript has 20 exons.